AUGACGAAGCUUAAGAGAAGGAGGUCUACAGAAGUGCCUCCCAAAAUUAAGUCCUUCAUCAAUAGUGUUACUACUACUCCGCUUGAGAACAUAGAAGAACCCCUAAAAGGUUUUGUUUGGGAGUUCGAUAAGGGAGAUUUUCAUCAUUGGGUUGAUCUUUUUAAUCAUUUCGAUUCAUAUUUUGAGAAACAUAUAAAGUCAAGAAAAGACUUGCAGGUUGAGGACAACUUUUUGGAAUCUGAUCCUCCCUUUCCAAGAGAAGCUGUUCUUCAAAUUCUUCGUGUUAUCAGAAUAAUUUUAGAGAACUGCACAAAUAAGCACUUUUAUAGUUCUUAUGAGCAGCAUCUUUCUAACCUUCUUGCUUCAACUGAUGCGGACGUGCUAGAGGCUUGCCUGCAGACUCUGGCAGCUUUUUUGAAGAAGACUCUCGGAAGAUAUUCCAUUAGAGAUACGUCUUUGAAUACAAAGUUGUUUUCUCUUGCACAAGGCUGGGGUGGAAAGGAUGAGGGUCUGGGAUUGAUUGCAUCUACUGCACAAAAUGGGUGCGACCCUGUUGCUUACGAGUUAGGCUGCACCCUUCAUUUUGAGUUCUAUGCAUUGGACCAGUCUUCAAGUCAGUUCAAUGCCACCGAACAGUCAACUCAUGGUUUACAAAUUAUUCAUCUACCUAAUGUCGAUGCUUGCCCAGAGACAGAUUUAGAGCUUUUGAAUAAGUUAGUUGUAGAGUAUAAAGUACCUCCCAGCUUAAGAUUUUCUUUAUUGACGAGAUUGCGGUUUGCUAAGGCUUUUGGCUCAUUGGCUUCUCGACAGCAGUACACAUGCAUUCGUUUGUAUGCUUUCAUUGUUCUCGUUCAAGCAAGCAGUGAUGCUGAUGAUCUAGUUUCUUUCUUCAACUCUGAGCCUGAGUUCGUCAAUGAAUUAGUUUCACUUUUGAGCCAUGAAGAUGAAGUCCCUGAGAAAAUCCGAAUUCUUUGUCUGUCAUCAUUGGUCGCUCUUUCUCAAGAUCGGCCUCGCCAAUCAACUGUCUUGGCUGCUGUCACAUCUGGUGGUCACCGUGGCAUCCUGUCCAGCCUCAUGCAGAAAGCCAUUGAUUCUGUUAUCAGUGAUACAUCAAAGUGGUCUGUUGUUUUUGCUGAGGCUCUCCUAUCUCUUGUUACUGUUCUCGUCUCAUCAUCAUCAGGUUGCUCAGCCAUGCGGGAGGCAGGGUUUAUUCCUACUCUUCUACCCCUCCUCAAGGAUACAGACCCUCAGCAUUUGCAUUUGGUAGCCACAGCUGUCCAUAUUCUAGAGGCAUUCAUGGAUUACAGCAAUCCUGCUGCUGCAUUAUUCAGAGAGUUGGGUGGUUUGGAUGAUACUAUCUCUCGACUGAAGGUAGAAGUGUCUCAUGUAGAAAAUUGUUCAAAGCAACAAGGUGAAGAUUCUGAUUCAAGGGCAGGGAAUUUGGUAGUAGCUGCAAGUGCUUCCUCAGAGCUAGAUAGUAUGCUCCCGCUGUAUUCGGAAGCAUUAGUUGCAUAUCAUCGACGUUUACUGAUGAAAGCUUUACUACGGGCUAUAUCCCUUGGAACAUAUGCUUCUGGGAACACUUCUCGUAUUUAUGGAUCUGAGGAGAGUUUGUUGCCCCAAUGCCUAUGCAUAAUCUUUAGAAGAGCAAAAGAUUUUGGUGGUGGGGUGUUUUCACUUGCAGCAACUGUCAUGAGUGAUCUAAUCCACAAAGAUCCUACCUGUUUUCCCAUAUUAGAUGCAGCUGGUCUUCCUUCUGCAUUUUUGGAUGCUAUAAUGGAUGGUGUUCUAUGCUCUUCAGAAGCCAUAAUGUGCAUACCUCAGUGUUUGGACGCCCUGUGCCUGAAUAAUAAUGGUCUUCAGGCUGUAAGAGAUCGAAAUGCUCUAAGGUGCUUUGUGAAAAUAUUUACAUCUAAAACAUAUUUGCGUGCCCUUUUUGGUGAGGCACCAGGGUCUCUGUCUAGUGGACUGGAUGAACUCAUGCGUCAUGCUUCCUCAUUACGAGGACCUGGAGUGGAUAUGGUGAUUGAGAUCUUAAAUGCCAUUUCCAAAAUUGGGUCUGGGGUUGAUGCUACUUGCUCGCCUGCUGAUCCAUCCUGCUCUGCUCCUGUUCCAAUGGAAACCGAUGCUGAAGAAAGGAGCCUGCUUCAGUCAGACGAUAGGGAAUCUUUCAGGAUGGAGACCUUGGAGCAGACCACUGAGCAGUCAUCUGAUGCCUCGGUGGCAAAUGUUGAGUCCCUGUUUCCUGAAUGUUUAAGCAAUGUUGCUCGUCUUCUUGAAACAAUUCUUCAGAAUUCUGACACAUGUCGUAUAUUUGUUGAGAAGAAGGGAAUUGAUGCUGUUUUGCAGUUAUUUACUUUGCCUUUAAUGCCACUUUCAACACCAAUUGGUCAGAUCAUAUCUGUUGCGUUUAAGAAUUUCUCACCGCAGCAUUCUGCUUCCUUGGCUAGGGCAGUAUGUGCGUUCCUGAAAGAACAUCUGAAGUCAACAAAUGAACUAUUAGUUUCAGUUGGAGGGACUCAUCUUGCUGUGGUUGAAUCUGCUAAGCAAUCUAAGGUCCUGAGAUAUCUUUCCAGCCUUGAAGGUAUACUUUCUCUCUCCAAUUUUUUGUUGAAGGGGAAUAGUACUGUUGUCUCAGAAUUGGGCACUGCGGAUGCUGAUGUGUUAAAGGAUCUUGGGAAGGUGUACCGGGAAAUAAUUUGGCAAGUUUCUCUGUAUAAUGACUCCAAAGUGGAUGAAAAGAGAAAUGCAGAACCGGAGACUGAGAGUGCAGAUGCGUCUUCAUCAAAUGCUGUUGGAAGAGAGAGUGAUGAUGAUGCAAAUGUUCCAGUUGUGAGAUACAUGAACCCAGUUUCUGUUAGGAAUGGUUCUCAGUCCCUUUGGAGUGGUGAACGUGAAUUUCUCUCAGUCAUUCGUUCAGGUGAAGGUUUGCACCGUCGUAGUCGACAUGGCUUGGCACGCAUACGCGGUGGGAGGACUGGUCGGCACCUGGAUGCUUUAAGUGUUGACUCUGAGAUCCCAUCAGAUGAACCUGAGACAUCUUUGCCAAAGUUGAAAAGGAGAACUCCUGAUGAGGUUCUGAACAAGCUGGCUUCCAUAUUACGUUCUUUCUUCUCUGCCCUUGUGAAGGGAUUUACGUCACCAAACCGUCGAAGGGCUGAUGUAGGAUCGUCGAGUGCAGCUUCAAAGACCCUGGGAACCACCUUGGCUAAAAUAUUUCUUGAGGCUCUCAGUUUCUCUGGGUAUUCUACAACUGGACUUGAUACAUCACUGUCAGUUAAGUGCCGAUAUCUUGGAAAGGUAGUUGAUGACAUGGCAGCACUCAUAUUUGACAGCAGGAGGCGCACUUGUUAUGCAGCAAUGGUCAAUAAUCUUUAUGUACAUGGAACCUUUAGGGAGCUUCUCACUACAUUUGAAGCUACAAGUCAACUUUUAUGGACGCUCCCUUACCCUUUUCCCACACCCUCAGUUGACCAUGAGAAGGCAGGUGAAGGAAAUAAUUUGUCUCACAGUACAUGGCUACUUGACACUUUACACAGCUACUGCCGCGUGCUCGAGUAUUUCGUAAACUCCUCUUUACUUUUAUCUUCAACCUCUGCAUCCCAAGCUCAGCUACUUGUUCAGCCUGUUGCAGUUGGUUUGUCAAUUGGGCUAUUUCCUGUUCCUAAGGACCCUGAAGUCUUUGUUCGCAUGCUGCAGUCUCAGGUCCUGGAUGUCAUAUUACCUGUCUGGAACCACCCGAUGUUUCCAAGUUGCAGUACUAGUUUCAUUGCUUCUAUUAUAUCACUUGUUACACACAUAUACUCUGGUGUUGGAGAUGUCAAAAGGAAUCGCAGUGGUGUUACAGGAACUACGAACCAAAGGUUCAUGCCCCCACCGCCUGAUGAAAAUACAAUUGCAACAAUUGUUGAGAUGGGCUUUACAAGGGCAAGAGCUGAAGAGGCAUUGAGACGGGUGGAAACAAAUAGUGUUGAAAUGGCAAUGGAGUGGCUGUUCAGUCAUGCUGAGGAUCCUGUGCAGGAGGAUGAUGAGUUGGCUCGGGCACUUGCGCUGUCACUAGGAAGUUCAUCAGAAGGAUCGAAAGUUGACAAUGUGGAUAAGCCAAUAGAUGCCCUGACAGAAGGUGGACAAAUGAAGGUGCCUCCUGCCGAAGAUAUUCUUGCUGCAUCUGUGAAGUUGUUUCAGAGUAGUGAUAAGAUGGCAUUCUCAUUGACAGAUUUGCUUUUGACCCUUUGCAAUCGGAACAAAGGAGAGGACCGUCUAAAGGUGGCAUCUUAUCUUAUUGAGCAGCUAAAGCUUUGCCCGUUGGAUUUUUCCAAGGAUUCCAGUGCAUUGUGUAUGAUAUCACAUAUUUUAGCAUUGCUUCUUUUUGAGGAUGGAACUGUUCGAGAAAUUGCUGCACAGAAUGGUAUUGUUGCCGCUGCAACAGAUGUUUUGAUGAAUUUCAAGGCUAGAAAUGCAUCAGGGAGUGAAAUUCUUGUACCAAAAUGCAUAAGUGCUUUACUGCUCAUCUUGGAUAACAUGUUGCAAUCCAGGCCCAGAAUCUCUUCUGAAUCUGUGGGAGGAACCCAGACUGCAUCUCCACCUGAUGCAUCAGUUCUGGCAUCAGGUAUGGAUGAAAAAGUGGCUUCAGACUUUCCUGAGAAAGAAUCUGGUGCAGCACUUGAGAAAAUAUUGGGGAAGUCAACUGGUUACCUGACUAUUGAAGAGAGUCAUAAAGUACUACUUGUUGCUUGUGACUUGAUGAAACAGCACGUCCCUGCUGUGAUCAUGCAGGCUAUUAUGCAGUUGUGUGCUCGCUUGACAAAAACUCACGUUUUAGCCUUGCAAUUUCUUGAAAACGGAGGGUUAGCUGCUCUCUUUAGUCUUCGAAGAAGUUGCUUCUUCCCUGGAUAUGACACUGUUGCAGCUGCCAUAAUUCGGCACCUCCUUGAAGAUCCUCAAACUCUGCAAACUGCUAUGGAAUUGGAGAUACGGCAAACUUUGAGCGGAAAUCGCCAUGCUGGGCGUAUCUCCCCAAGGACAUUUUUGACAUCUAUGGCACCUGUUAUCUCCAGAGAUCCUGUGGUUUUUAUGAAAGCUGCUGCUGCAGUUUGUCAGUUGGAGUUAUCAGGAGGGAGGACUUUUGUGGUGUUAUCAAAGGAAAAAGAGAAGGAAAAGGACAAAUCAAAAGCUUCAGGUGCUGAAGAAUCUGUCCGGAUUUCUGAAAAUAAGAUGCAUGAUGGUUCAGGUAAAUGUGCCAAAAGCCAUAAAAAGAUUCCAGCCAAUCUUACUCAAGUAAUUGAUCAGCUUCUUGAUAUAGUUCUGAAAUACCCUUUGCCAAGAAGCCGGGAAGGUUGUGUUGGUGACUUAAAUUCUAUGGAUGUGGAUGAACCUGCUACCAAGUUAAAGGGAAAAUCCAAGGUUGACGAGGCAAAGAAAAUGGAGUCUGAAUCUGAAAGAUCUGCUGGACUGGCUAAGGUGACUUUUGUUCUCAAGUUGUUGAGCGAUAUUCUGCUUAUGUAUGUGCAUGCAGUCGGAGUCAUACUGAGACGAGACUUGGAAUUGUGUCAUCAGCGGGCAUCUAUUCAAACAGAUAGUUCUGGGCAUGGUGGGAUAAUUCAUCAUGUCUUACAUCAGCUGCUUCCAAUAUCUACAGAUAAAUCGGCAGGACCUAAUGAAUGGAGAGACAAAUUGUCUGAAAAAGCUUCUUGGUUCCUUGUGGUUUUGUGUGGUCGAUCUGGUGAAGGGCGGAGGCGAGUAAUUAAUGAACUUGUGAAAGCUUUGUCUUCAUUUUCAAACUUGGAGAGCAAUUCACAUAAAAACAUUUUGUUGCCUGAUAAAAAGGUUUUUGCUUUUUCUGAUCUGGUAUAUUCAAUUUUGUCUAAAAAUGCAUCCUCCAGCCACUUACCUGGUUCUGGAUGCUCACCGGAUAUAGCAAAAAGCAUGAUAGAUGGAGGAAUGGUGCAGUCUCUUACUGGCAUUCUUCAAGUGAUUGAUUUGGACCAUCCUGAUGCGCCUAAAAUUGUUAAUCUUCUAUUGAAGGCUUUGGAAAGCCUGUCAAGGGUUGCCAAUGCUAGCGAGCAAGUUAUUAAAUCUGAGGGUCUGAACAAGAAGAAAACUACAGGGUCAAGUGAGAGACACGAUGAACAGACAGCUGCAUCCGCUGCAGAGACCAUAGAGCAUAAUCAGGGUAUUGGUGGCACGCAGGAAGUCCCAGAUGAGGAGGAGACUGACAUUCAGCAACAGCAAGGAACUCCUCAUGUUGAGGGUAGUCAUGCUGCACAGCAAAAUCAGUCAGCAGAGCAAAACAUGAGGAUCGAAUCGGAAGAUACAAUGGCAACCAACCCAUCAAUGGAGAUAGGAAUGGAUUUCAUGCGUGAAGAAAUGGAAGAAGGUGGUGGGUUACACAACACUGACCAAAUUGAGAUGACUUUUCAUGUGGAGAACAGGGCUGAUGAUGAUAUGGGUGAUGAGGACGAUGACAUGGGAGAUGAUGGUGAGGAGGAUGAGGAUGAUGAUGAGGGCGAGGAUGAGGAUGAGGAUAUUGCUGAAGAUGGUGCUGGUAUGAUGUCUCUUGCUGACACUGAUGUGGAAGACCAUGAUGAUACUGGCUUGGGAGAUGACUAUAAUGAUGAGAUGAUUGACGAAGAAGAUGAUGAUUUUCAUGAGAAUCGUGUUAUAGAGGUAAGGUGGAGGGAGGCCCUUGAUGGGUUAGAUCAUUUGCAGGUACUGGGUCAGCCUGGAGCUUCAAGUGGUCUAAUUGAUGUUGCUGCUGAGCCAUUUGAAGGGGUGAAUGUGGAUGAUCUUUUUGGUCUUCGCAGGCCUUUGGGUUUUGACCGCCGGCGUCAGAGUGGCAGGUCUUCCUUUGAGCGGCCUGUCCCAGAAGUAAAUGGAUUUCAACAUCCUCUUCUUUCAAGGCCAUCCCAGUCAGGGGAUCUGGUUUCUAUGUGGUCAUCAGGUGGGCAUUCAUCCAGGGAUUUAGAAGCUUUGUCAUCUGGGAGCUUUGAUGUAGCUCAUUUUUACAUGUUUGAUGCUCCUGUUCUUCCAUAUGAACAUGUACCUAGUAGUAUAUUUGGUGAUCGUUCGGGUACUGCAGCACCCCCACCUUUGUCUGAUUAUUCUGUAGGUAUGGACUCGUUGCAUACACAAGGACGAAGAGGGCCUGGUGAUGGCAGGUGGACUGAUGAUGGUCAGCCGCAAGCAGGUGGCCAAGCUGCUGCAAUCGCACAAGCAAUAGAGGAACAGUUCCUGUCGCAGCUGUGCAGUGUACCUACAACCAAUGCUCCCACUGAGAGGCAGUCCCAGAAUUCAGGAGUGCAGGACAAUCAACCAUCUGAUGAUCCUCUAUCCAAUGAUGGUCAAGUAGUGGUGGAUGGUGAUAACACUAGCAGUCAGCAAACUGAAGUUCAGCAAGAAAAUGGCAAUGAAGUUAUCCACUAUCCACCCAAUCCAACUGUUGAAAGUGUUCCUUGCAACGAGCAGGUUGAUCCUCGUUCUUCAUUCAAUGGUGCAGGUGAAGGUCUACAGGUGGAUGAGCCUAUGUUAGUUCAACCAAUUUCUCUGAACAGUACACCAAAUGGUCUUGAUAGCAUGGAAAUUGGAGAUGGUGAUGGCACUGCAUGUGAUCAAGUUGAGACAAUGCCAGAGCUUGUCAACUCAUCUGCAGAACAUCAUGCUGCUUUGCAUCGUGAAGGGGCCUCCGAAGUACCUGCAAUUCUCCAUGAUGUGCCUGUUCAGGCUGUGGGAUCCUCAGCUGAUGGCCAGUCCAAUAAUUCUCUGUUUGUUGAUUCUGUUUCAGUGAUGCCUAAUGUGGAUCAUGUGAAUGCUGAUGUUGAAAUGAAUGGUGCUGAUGCUGAAGAAAAUCUGUCUGGGCAAUCCAUGCCUGCUUCUGAACAAGGAGUCGAUGAGCCAUCGUUCAGGCAAGAGACAUUGGUUGCCCGGGAUGCUACUCAAGCUGAUCAAACUAGUACUAAUAAUGAGGCUCCUGCUACAAACACAAUUGAUCCAACCUUCCUGGAGGCAUUACCUGAAGAUUUACGAGCAGAAGUUUUAGCUUCCCAGCAGGCUCAGUCUGUUCAACCUCCAACUUAUGCACCGCCCUCUGUUGAUGAUAUUGAUCCUGAAUUUUUGGCUGCCCUUCCUCCAGACAUCCAAGCGGAGGUUUUGGCACAGCAAAGGGCACAGCGGAUUGCACAGCAGGCUGAAGGACAGCCUGUUGACAUGGAUAAUGCUUCAAUAAUUGCUACUUUUCCUAAUGAGUUGCGAGAAGAGGUGCUUUUGACUUCUUCAGAAGCUGUAUUAUCAGCAUUACCUUCUCCAUUACUUGCUGAAGCCCAAAUGCUAAGGGACCGAGCAAUGAGUCACUAUCAGGCACGCAGCCUGUUUGGUAGCAGUCACAGGUUAAGUAGUCAUAGAAGUGGUUUGGGGUUUGAUAGGCAGACAGUGAUGGAUAGGGGGGUUGGAGUUACAAUUGGACGGAGGGCCACUUCUACUAUUUCAGAUAGCAUGAAGGUGAAGGAAAUUGAAGGCGAGCCACUUUUGGAUGCAAAUGCAUUGAGAGCUUUGAUCCGCCUUCUUAGGUUGGCACAGCCCCUUGGGAAAGGCCUUCUGCAGAGACUGUUGUUAAACCUUUGUGCACAUAGUACUACAAGGGCAACUUUAGUUCGUCUUUUGCUCGCUAUGAUUAAACCUGAGGCAGAAGGGUCAGUCAGUGGAUUGGCAACAAUUAACUCCCAGAGGCUUUAUGGCUGUCAGUCAAAUGUUGUUUAUGGUCGAUCGCAGUUGUUGGAUGGUCUUCCUCCCCUGGUGCUGCGUCGAAUUCUGGAAAUCUUGACCUAUUUGUCUGCAAAUCAUUCUUCUAUUGCCGAUAUGUUGUUCUAUUUGGAUCCCUCAAUUGUUCCGGAGCCUCGAAGUCCAAAAUAUCUUGAAACCAAGAUGGAUAAAGGCAAGGAGAAAAUUAAUGAUGGAGGUGAUUCAUUAAAACCUCUGGGAGACACUGAUGAUGUUCCUUUGAUCCUGUUCCUGAAGCUUUUGAAUCGACCACUUUUUCUACGCAGUACUGCUCAUCUUGAGCAGGUCAUGGGAUUGCUUCAAGUGGUAGUUUUUACGGCAGCAUCAAAAUUAGAGAGCAAGGUUCAAUCUGGACAGGCAAGGGAGCCUUCCCAAAAACGAACUGUUGGUGAAGCACCUGGUGAUGUUCAAAGUGUUCUGCCGUUGGUAGCAGAGUCAAGUCAAGAGGACAAAGCUGCCAGUGCUGGGUUAUCCAUUUCUGAUGGAAAGAGGAGCAUUGAUGCAUGCAGUGUUUUCUUGCAGUUGCCACAACCUGAUUUGCGUAAUUUGUGCAGUCUUCUUGGUCAUGAAGGGCUGUCAGAUAAAGUGUACAUGCUAGCUGGAGAAGUGCUUAAGAAGUUGGCCUCAGUUGUUUCAACCCAUCGUAAAUUCUUUACUUCGGAGCUUUCAGAAUUAGCUCAUGGGUUGAGCAGUUCAGCCGUCAAUGAGCUUGUUACCUUGAGGAACACACACAUGUUGGGUCUAAGUGCUGGCUCCAUGGCCGGGGCAGCAAUACUACGUGUGCUACUGGCACUCAGCUCACUCACCUCACCCACCUCACCCACUGUUGAUGAGAAUAUGGACCUGGAGCGCAUUGGGGAGCAGGAGGAGCAAGCUACCAUGUGGAACUUAAGUAUUGCACUUGAGCCACUGUGGCAAGAAUUGAGCGAAUGUAUUAGUGUGACAGAGAUACAGCUUGUUCAGAACACUUUUAGUCCGACUAUAACAAAUUUAAAUGUAGGGGAGCAUGUACAGGGGAGUUCUUCUUCAUCCCCUCUUCCUCCAGGAACCCAGAGACUCCUGCCUUUCAUUGAAGCUUUCUUUGUGUUGUGUGAAAGGCUACAGGCAAAUCAAUCCAUUGUGCAACAAGAUCACGCGAGCAUAACUGCAAGAGAAGUCAAAGAAUCUUCUGGUAGUUCUUCCUCGACCACAGCAUACAUUGGGGAUUCUCAGAGAAAGCUUGAUGGUGCUGUCACAUUUUCCAGAUUUGCAGAGAAGCACCGCCGGCUUUUGAAUACUUUUAUAAGGCAGAAUCCUGGCUUGUUGGAGAAAUCACUUUCUAUGAUGCUCAAGGCUCCCAGACUUAUUGAUUUUGAUAACAAGAGAGCAUAUUUCCGCUCCAGAAUAAGGCAACAGCAUGAUCAACACCUCUCUGGUCCUCUGAGGGUAAGUGUUCGGCGAGCGUAUGUUUUGGAGGAUUCAUACAAUCAAUUGAGGAUGCGACCUACUCAGGAUCUCAGGGGAAGACUGAAUGUGCAGUUCCAAGGUGAAGAGGGUAUUGAUGCUGGGGGUUUGACAAGAGAAUGGUAUCAACUGCUCUCAAGGGUUGUGUUUGACAAAGGAGCGUUGCUUUUCACAACUGUGGGGAAUAAUGUGACUUUUCAGCCAAACCCUAAUUCUGUCUAUCAGACAGAACAUCUGUCUUACUUCAAGUUUGUGGGCCGUGUGGUUGCCAAGGCACUGUUUGAUGGGCAGCUUUUGGAUGUUUACUUUACUCGGUCUUUCUACAAGCACAUUCUUGGUGUAAAGGUGACUUAUCAUGACAUAGAGGCUGUUGAUCCUGAUUAUUACAAGAAUUUGAAGUGGAUGCUGGAGAAUGAUGUGAGUGAUAUACCAGACUUGACAUUCAGCAUGGAUGCUGACGAGGAAAAGCACAUUCUGUAUGAGAAAACUCAGGUUACUGAUUACGAGCUUAUACCUGGAGGAAGAAAUAUAAGGGUUACUGAAGAAACAAAGCAUGAGUACGUAGACCUUGUUGCUGAUCAUAUCUUGACAAAUGCCAUUCGUCCUCAGAUAAAUUCAUUCCUAGAAGGUUUCAACGAAUUGGUCCCAAGGGAACUUAUUUCCAUUUUUAAUGAUAAAGAGCUUGAGCUACUAAUCAGUGGACUUCCUGAAAUUGAUUUGGAUGAUCUGAAUGCCAACACUGAAUAUACUGGCUAUACCUCAGCAUCUAGCGUUGUUCAAUGGUUUUGGGAGGUUGUCAAAGGUUUUAACAAGGAAGACAUGGCCAGACUGCUGCAGUUCGUCACUGGAACAUCAAAGGUUCCAUUAGAGGGUUUCAAGGCAUUGCAGGGUAUCUCUGGUCCUCAAAAGUUUCAGAUUCACAAAGCAUAUGGAGCUCCUGAGCGUUUGCCUUCAGCUCACACAUGCUUCAAUCAGCUAGACCUUCCUGAGUAUGCAACCAGGGAACAGCUUCAAGAACGCUUGCUGCUUGCCAUUCAUGAAGCCAGUGAAGAUAGAGGAGGAUUGACUCAAUAUCUCUAUUAUAAUCCUGAUGGGAAAUUGCCUUUCUUGAUCCCCCAUCUAGAAGCUGCACUUCUUCUUUCCUCGCAGAAUUCUUUAACUGGUGCCAAAUUAGGAGGGAUAUCUCCUGAAAGUAGAGAGGCGAAAGUUGGGAUACCCAAUUCCAUAAUGCACUAA
This is a messenger RNA of Dovyalis caffra, 11451 nucleotides long. NCBI's taxonomy places the organism in Eukaryota, Viridiplantae, Streptophyta, Magnoliopsida, Malpighiales, Salicaceae. The record is from the annotation of a GenBank genome assembly.